AUGGCGUCCGAGAUGGAGGCAGCGCCCGUGCUGUCUACCCCCGAUAAUCGAAUUCUGGAGGAAAUCGAGCCCGUGGUUUCGCAGAAUGCGACUCCAUUGUCGGACGACGAAGUCUCCAUCACCUACGAUAUCGAGCGCACGCUGAAAGAGAUUCGCCAGGCACGGUACAGGCGCAUCGCUCUCCAAUUUCCCGAUGACAUGCUCCCAGAUGCCCCGAGGGUUUUUCAAUUGCUCAGCCGUGGCCUCGACCGGAAAGUCGUCGCAAAUGGCUCCGAACAGCCUUCCAACCAAACACCCGCCGACGCCGACGCGGGCCUGACUCAGUCGGUGUCCCAGCUUCGAGUGGAGGGACAAACUGAGGAGAAGUGGUCGCCACGGCUGUAUAUCCUUGCAGACACUUCGUAUGGGACUUGCUGCGUUGACGAGGUUGCGGCGGAACAUGUGGACGCAGAUGUGGUUGUGCACUACGGCAGAUCGUGUCUGUCCCCGACAGCUAGAUUACCGGUGAUCUAUGUCUUUACGCAAAAGACCCUAUCCAUUGAUCCGGUCGUGCGAGCCUUCAAAGAAACCUAUCCUGACCCCGCGACAAAAGUGGUCCUCGCCGCCGACGUGACCUACUCCCAUCAUGUCCCUGCAUUAUAUACUCGGUUAGUGGAGGAGGGAUACACGAACUUAUUUGCGACGGAGGUAGUCCAUGACCCGUCGUCUGCAAUUCCAAAUCGCACGGUCCCCGAGUCUGUCCGGGAGCAGCCCCAGAGGCUGUCAGACUGGCAGCUUUUCCACAUCUCCGACCCACCAACCGCCCUCCUCUUGACCCUUGCAUCACGCGUUGCCGCUAUCCAUAUAUACCCCACAACCAGUAACAAUGAAGCUGUCAAACCCCUACCGGCAUCCACUGCCGUGGCUCUGCGGCGUCGCUAUGCGAUUCUGACUUCGCUGACUACGGUCCCCAUCUGGGGCAUCUUGAUCAACACUCUCAGUGUGAAGAACUAUUUGCACAUUGUGGACCAUGUCAAGGAGCAAAUUGCAGGGGCCGGCAAGAAGAGUUAUAUGUUCGUGGUGGGCAAAUUGAACGCAGCCAAGGUCGCCAAUUUCAGCGAGAUUGGCGGCUGGGUGGUCAUUGGUUGCUGGGAGAGCUCGCUAGUCGACAGCAAGGAUUUCUGGAAGCCGGUGAUUACCCCGUUUGAAUUAGCGCUGGCCCUGAAGGGCGAUGCAGAGCGGGUGUGGACCGGGGCGUGGCAGAGUGACUUCCAGGCCAUCCUCGAUCAGCCCGCGACCAACGGAGAUGAGCAGCCAUCCCACGGUGCGACCACAGACGAAGAGGAUCUGUCGGAUUCCGAGUCGGCGCCACCCGAGUUUGAUUUACGUACUGGGCGCUACGUUUCGCAUUCCCGCCCGAUGCGCGAUCCCGCGCCCCGCGCUUCCCAACUUGAUGGAUCUUCCGCCGCUGGGCCAUCCGCCGCUAGGGCACUGGCUCGACGGGCUAAAGGCGAUUUAGCGAUGAUCGGCGGUGCCGUGUCACCAGGAGCUGAGUUUCUACGGUCGCAACGGACCUGGAAGGGGUUGGGCAGUGAUUUCGACAUUCGAUAUGAUGAGGAAGACCCGGCUGAUAGCACCCUGGUCAAGGAAGGGCGCAAGGGCAUCGCGAGGGGCUACACCGUAGGCGACGCGACCGACAAACACUAG
Molecule: messenger RNA, 1686 nt
Organism: Penicillium alfredii
Lineage: Eukaryota; Fungi; Ascomycota; Eurotiomycetes; Eurotiales; Aspergillaceae
Product: 2-(3-amino-3-carboxypropyl)histidine synthase subunit 1/2
Exons: 1
Coding region: 1-1686 (561 amino acids)
Biological process (GO): protein histidyl modification to diphthamide
Molecular function (GO): 2-(3-amino-3-carboxypropyl)histidine synthase activity
Source: RefSeq, a predicted model, not a curated record